AUGUCCAGUUUCUCCAUCCGUCUGUACAAGGACUUGGACUAUGAAGUGGUCAGGGGCCUGUUUGCCCGUGGGAUUCUUGAGCACUCUCACAUGGCGUUCCGUCAUGCCAUAAGUGUCACACGAAAUUGGCUUUUCAUGCUGGUCAUGUUUCUGGUUCCUUUGUGUGUUACUGGAUCUGUUAUUUUGUCCAUCUUGGCUGUGGUCAUUGCAUUAAUUAUAAUAUGGAUCUGCUCCAGAUAUGUUUAUUCUUAUUAUGUUGCUCACUGCCUGUCAGAUGACAUGUUAAACAUCCAGAAAUAUUACCUGCAGAGAGAUGGUUAUAGAUUUUGGGUGGCAGAGUCUGGUGGGGAAGUGGUGGGUGCAGUGGCUGCUGUCCCAUCAUCGUUCUCCAGUGAGGAGAAGCACACAGAGCUCAAGAGACUGACUGUUGCCCGGAGUCACAGAGGUAAAGGGAUCGCUAAAGCCCUGUGCAGAACAGUUAUCGAAUUUGCCCGAAAUAGAGGCUCUGACGCUGUUGUCCUGGAGACUUCAUUGCCCCAAACUGACGCAUGGAAAUUGUACGAGAAAAUGGGUUUCCACAGGACUCUUACUAUACGUCAAUUAUAUGUCACAUUCAGAGUCAUAGACUUUGUACUCUUUCGUUACCAAUAUGACUUGUUGGCAAAUAAGUUAUUUUGA
Pelobates cultripes (western spadefoot toad) is the source of this 678-nucleotide messenger RNA. The record is from the annotation of a GenBank genome assembly. NCBI's taxonomy places the organism in Eukaryota, Metazoa, Chordata, Amphibia, Anura, Pelobatidae.